AUGGCACCCGCAUUCCGUAACCCGUACUCUAAUUCAUUUGCCCACGACAUCCCACCUCGCAACACGGACGAGGCUCACAGCAACGAGCCCUUGACACACCAUGUCACUGAUCCUCACGACGAGCUCAAAGUCUGGGACGCCGCUGUUCCUAUCCCUCGGGUUCGGACGGGUACUACCCUCCUUAACCAGCCGGUCAUCAAGACACUAGUCUUCCGGAAGAAAGUGUUCAACUCGGACAUCUCCAUCUGGGACUGCACUAAAGAUUCAGAGGCACAAGUGUACUUCGCCGCUUGCUCGGAGUGGAAAAGAAACGUUCCCGACAUCACCCUUCAUUCUGUCAUUGCCGGUCAGGAUACACUCGGACCCAUCCUGGGAGUCGCCCAUUUUCGGUACGCUCGAAGCGUCAAGUUCGGCAUCGGUGACGCACAGAACGACCCCAACAGCGUCCAAUGGGAAGAGAUGCGCAAUGUUUCGAAGAUGCUCACGAAGAGCAAGUACGAGUGGGAUUUCACCGAGUGUCCGGAAUGGAGCGACAUUGACGCCGGCACGCAUCCGCCGGGCACGAGACGCUUCAGGUGGCAGCGAACCAUCAGCGAUCAAGACGGUGUCCAGAACAAACUGUCCCUCAAGAACUACCGGCUGACAGACGAAGACACUGGAGCCGUUGUCGCCGUCUUCGUGGCCAGCACCUUGGGCAGUCUGAGGAAGCAUGGAGAACUGCGGCUGUUCGAAAAGCUGAGACCCAAGGUCGAGGUGGCGGUGGUGUUGACGUGCGCGAGCAUCGCAGAGAAAUUGAACAGGGAUUAG
Messenger RNA from Cladophialophora carrionii CBS 160.54, 807 nucleotides. RefSeq lists its product as uncharacterized. NCBI's taxonomy places the organism in Eukaryota, Fungi, Ascomycota, Eurotiomycetes, Chaetothyriales, Herpotrichiellaceae. Bases 1 to 807 code for a protein of 268 amino acids. The transcript has a single exon. The record is from RefSeq and is a predicted model, not a curated record.